This is a messenger RNA of Carica papaya (papaya), 1114 nucleotides long. RefSeq lists its product as uncharacterized. The record is from RefSeq and is a predicted model, not a curated record. Gene Ontology annotation, molecular function: isomerase activity. Gene Ontology annotation, cellular component: cytoplasm. Gene Ontology annotation, biological process: biosynthetic process. NCBI's taxonomy places the organism in Eukaryota, Viridiplantae, Streptophyta, Magnoliopsida, Brassicales, Caricaceae.
UCGGCCAUUUUUUCUUAUUUCCUCUCUCAGUCCGUCCAUCCAUCCAUCCAUCUAUCUCCUUCUUCAUCCCUACAAACCCUCCUCUCUCCCUCCAUAAAAUGGAUAGAAAACAUGUCAAAUACUGUGUGGUGGACGCGUUCACCGACUCACCUUUCAAGGGGAACCCUGCUGCGGUUUGCUUGUUAGAGGAAGAUAAAGACGACGAGUGGCUACAAUCCUUGGCUGCCGAGUUCAAUGUCUCUAUGACCUGUUACCUAACUCGAACCGCUGACUCAUCCACCGACACUUCAAAUCCCAGGUUCCGUCUCAGAUGGUUCACCCCUAUCACCGAGGUUGAUAUCUGUGGGCAUGCAACCUUGGCAUCUGCACAUUUUCUUUUCUCUGGUGGUUUGGUCCAUUCCAGCACAAUUGAAUUUGAGACUCUAUCUGGAAUUCUAACAGCGAAAAAGGUUCAAGAUGGGAAAGCAAUCAAUUUCUCCCAAGCUCAGAAUGGUGAAGCCAAGAAGCUGUCGUUUUUAAUUGAAUUGGAUUUUCCUAUAUUCCCAACGACUGAAUUCAUCUCUAGUGAAGUUUCAACUAUUGCUAGAGCCUUGAAUGUGGCUUCUAAUUCCAUAGUCGAGAUUAAGAAGACAACUAAGUUGGGCACUAUAUUGGUUGUACUUACUUCAUGGAAGUCUGUUAUUGAGUUGGAACCAAACUUCGAUGAAAUAAUGAAGUGUCCUGGGAGGGGAAUAAUUGUCUCAGCCGAAGCUCCUCAAGACUCUGAAUUUGAUUUUUGCAGUCGAUUCUUUUUUCCGAAAUAUGGUAUCAAAGAGGAUCCUGUUUGUGGAAGUGCUCAUUGUUCUUUAACACCAUAUUGGAGUCAGAAGCUGAAGAAAUUUGAUUUCUUAGCAUAUGCGGCCUCAUCAAGAAGCGGUGUACUAAACAUUCACUUAAAUACCGACAGCCAAAGGGUCCUUCUUCGGGGGAAAGCUGUUGUUAUAAUGGAAGGUCGUAUUCUUGUUUAGAUUUUUCAAUAAUUAAAAUUCUCAACCACUAAACAUAUAAUUAUUGUGUUAAUGUUAUAUCUGAAUUUUUAUUGUAUCAAAAAUAUUUGGAAAUAUUUUAUUUUUCA